CGGAAGCCAUUGCCGUUGCAUUCUAACUGUUGCAGAAAACAUCACACAAUGGACAGUUCAGUUUUGCUGUAACUCGUUAAAAUGUUAAGUUUACGAUCGUAUUGACCAGUAAUUUAACACUGUUCUGAUCUUUGCCACCUCCUCCAAUGGAAUGUGAUAUUUUGGAUGCGUUGGAUCAAAUCGGCUAUGACGGACCACUGCUGGAGGAGGAGGCUCUGGUUAAAGCAGCGGAAGCUGGACUGGCGUCUGCUAAAUAUGUGAACUUGUGUAGAUGGCUAGUUUUCCAACUGAAACCGUUAUGCGACCUCGAAGAAGUCAUAUCGUCUUCGCCAGAGGAUUCGGAUAGCCUGCAGUUUGAAAUCAGUGGUUUGCUGAAGGAGUUGAACUGUCCCUAUCAAAGUUUGGUCUCAGGGAUCCUCCAAAGUGGUCUCCACAAUAAGAAGGACUCUCUGAAGCUUUUACUGUUUCUGAGCUCGGAGCUGCAGGCUGCACAGAUAGUGAGGAGCACACUCUCCAGAGAUGAAGAGCAUGAGGAUGAAGGGAGUCCAGAACUGAAACACCUUCAGGCCAUCUGUGAAACUCUAAACAUCCCAGAGCCAAGACAACCAGACACAGCAGUGCUAUUCUCCGAAAUUGAGAAAAAGAUAAACACAGUAUUGCAAAAGCUUCCCAAGGAGCAUGUAGGAGAGCCGGCUAUGAAGACUUCCCUCAGCAGUGAACAGUGGGAGAGGCUGGAGGACGUCAACAAGGCCCUGUCCUCGGAGUACGAGUGUCGCCGGAGGAUGCUGAUCAAGCGUCUGGAUGUGACUGUGCAAUCCUUUGGAUGGUCCGAGAGAGCCAAGGAGCGGGUGGACAGCAUGGCCAGAGCGUACCAGCCUAAGAGACACACCCUGGCAUUGGUGCCGUCGGUGGGCAUGGCGGACCUGCUGGCUGCCAGGGAGGACAUCUGUAACUUGGUGAAGACCAGCAGUGGCUCCAGCAGGGAGGGAACAGCCUGCGCUGUCAACAAGAUCCUGAUGGGGAGAGUUCCAGACCGAGGAGGCAGGCCCUCUGAGAUGAAUGCCCCCCGUCCCGAAAUGCCUCCAUGGCAGAAGAGGCAGGAUGGUGGAGGGGGCUGGGGCGGUCGAGGUGGAGGAGGUUGGGGAGGGAGCAAGGGAGGGUGGGGACAAGGAGGAAACCAGAGUGGACAUGGAGGAAAGCGUGGACGUUACAAAUACUAACUCAGAUUUGUUGGUGCUCUUUUGUUGCUCUUUGAUUUUUUUGUUUUGAAUGGCCAGACAAAUCAUGAACUGAACUGAAUUGGUAAAUGUCUUUCAGAGAUGUUUUAUUAUUUUGCUGUUGUGAUUGAAAUAUAGGCAUACAGCAUGACAUGAAAUUAUAUUAAUAUUUACAAUAGCCACUUUGCUGUGAAUCAAUCAUUUUCGAAUUAAAUUUUUUCUAAUUAAAUGAUUUAUGAUAA
Osmerus eperlanus (European smelt) is the source of this 1459-nucleotide messenger RNA. It is a transcript of the gene tslig3b, whose product is annotated as family with sequence similarity 98 member B. The record is from RefSeq and is a predicted model, not a curated record. Gene Ontology annotation, cellular component: tRNA-splicing ligase complex. NCBI's taxonomy places the organism in Eukaryota, Metazoa, Chordata, Actinopteri, Osmeriformes, Osmeridae. The transcript is spliced from 8 exons. Bases 147 to 1220 code for a protein of 357 amino acids.